GAGAGAAUACUCACCAGGGAAAGAUGGCGACCGCGGGGUCCGCUGAACGGCCCGGUAGACCGGCCACCUCCGGUAAGCAACGGUACGGGCCCGUAGCUGGGUGCGGGUCCGUUGGAUCCGGUUCCAGUCCGGCGGAGAACGAGGCGAAGAAGAAGAAGAAGUGCGCGGAGGGUCACCCGGCCUGUCGACUCCGACGAACCCAGAGGCGGCCCGGCAGCGGAGAGGAGAGGAGGAGCGAUCCGGAGAAGAGCAGCGGUACGGCGGGCAGGAGGGACCGCGACAACCGGAGAGAGCGCUUCGUGUCUCCAGCUCUCAUCCCAAAAUGUUGUGAUGUUUUAACGGGACCGACCGGUAAACACAAGCUGGUGUCUGAGGAGAGAGACGAGGUAAAGAGGAGGAAAGACGAGUCGGUCCGACGCGACGAAGAGCCAGUAAGACCUGUGUUAGAAAUACAGUUGUGUGAAAAAGUGUUUGCCCCCUUCCUGAUUUCUUAUUUUUUUGCAUGUUUGGAAGGUCUCUGUUCCCCCUUUUGGUUCCUUCAGGUCGGCAUGAGUCACAGUUCCUCAGCAGGAAUCCUUCUCUCCUCGGAGAACAGCCGCUCCGUCUCGGCUCCCAUCACCGCCGACCGCCGGCUGGCCUGGCGAGCCGUCGUCUCUUCGUCGUCGACCCCCGUGGGCGUCGCCCUGCCGCGCCCCGAGCGCUCCAUCAGCCCCGAGAGCAACGACAGCAUCUCAGAAGAACUCAACCACUUCAAGCCCAUCGUCUGCUCGCCGUGCACGCCGCCCAAACGCCUGCCGGACGGACGCCUGCUGGAGCCCACCAUCGUGAAGUCCACGCCCAGGAACCUGACCCGCGGCCUGCAGAGGGCCACCAGCUACGAGGCCAGUCCCGCCGUCCUGCUGAAGUGGAGGCAGAUCGAACUGGACCGCCAGAGUCUCAAGGUGAACUCCAAGGCGACGCUGACGAGCCCCGUCAACGAACUCCACAACAAGACCGGCACGGGGGGGGAGGACGCCAAGACCCGGCGGUCCCCGCUGGGACGAGGCGGAGUGAGGGCCGCCAACAAGAGGAGGCUGCUGUUCGAACCUCCAGCCGGAGACACAGACUCCUUCCAGAAACAGUCCGUGAAGAUCCGGGUCCCUGCGAUCCGCUACAGCAGCGAGACCACUUUCAGAGGAAGUUCAGACUUUGAGCCGGCGGUCGGCGUGCCUGAAUCCGGCAGUGGCGGAGCGCUUUUUAGCCGAAAACAGUCGUUCUCACCGUACACUAAGAACUCCGGUUUCCAGUCCUGUAAAUUAGUGCCAAAGGACUCGCAGAGUCCGAGGAAGGAGUCCGACAGUAGCCUCCACAACCAGUCUACCUCAAGGAGGGGCAAGAAGCGGGAACAGAAGACCAAACACUUGGACUCGGAGCAGGACUUGGACCUGAAGAGGAGCCGGUCGGCCAGCCAGGAGGCCUUCGACGAGCGGUACGUCUGUCAGAUCCAGCAGGAGCGACAGGACCGGGCCAUCGCCUUGAAGCUGCAGAGACAGUUCGACCGGGAGAACCAGACCACCAACCGCCGGAGGAGCCCCGACAAGUACUUCCUGCGGUCCUGGAUGUCCAACCAGAACCACCGCAGGUGGCGUGGCCUGAGGAGGUCUCGACGAAUUAACAAGAAGCACUAGAGAGCGAGUCGUCCGCUGACUCGGCACAAAGGAGGACAGGAAGAGGUUCAUAUAUGCAAAGUGACGAAAAGGUUUGAAUGUUUUUACACGACGGCAAACUUUAAAACGCUGUCGAGGAAAAAGAACAGAAAGUGAACGUUUAUUUGAUCUUUUCACCAGCAAAUCACCAAAAACUGAACCAGCUGCAGUCCGACAUGUGAACUCUCAUCUCUGGAGGACCAAUGGACUAAACACACAAAAAUCUAAAAAGAGAGCUGUUGCUGUAUAAACUGGAGGUCUGGGGUCUUCAGGGGUUUCUGUAGGUCCGGGGCUUCAGGGGAUCCUUGAGGUCUGGGUCUUCAGAGGUUCCCGGAGGUCUGGGUCUUCAGGGGUUUCCGUAGGUCCGGGGAUCCUGGAGGUCUGUGGUCUUCAGGGGUUCCUGGAGGUCUGUGUCUUUAGGGGCCCAGUAUCUCCUCCCACUAUGUUACUGGUCCGCCUCUUUGCUGAAGGUCUUCCAGUCUGAACGUUUGUCAGACGUUCUUUCAGCGCUUUGAAGCUGUGGAUCCUGGACUCUGCUCCGUGGCUGCUGAGGCUCAUGGGUACUGUAGUCUCAGAGACGUCUGGACCAGGAGAGAAGAGUCGUGUGAUUGGACGAGUUGUGUUUGUUUGUGGUGAAAAUGUAAACAAAAGCUUUAAGGAAGAGUUGAUGUUUAAUGUCUGAAGCAGUUUAGAUUUAACCCGAAACUUUAAUAAAAUAAAGAUGAAUGAAUUAAAUAUUGUUGAAUGUUUUACAGUAAGUGACAUUCCUCGCACUUUGAGUUAAGUAACACAUUUUUAAUAUAUUUUUUAUUUUAUUAAAAUAUGGUACUUUCUGUGUUUUUAUGUCCUUU
Molecule: messenger RNA, 2536 nt
Organism: Anarrhichthys ocellatus (wolf-eel)
Lineage: Eukaryota; Metazoa; Chordata; Actinopteri; Perciformes; Anarhichadidae
Gene: rnf169
Product: ring finger protein 169
Exons: 4
Coding region: 24-1667 (547 amino acids)
Biological process (GO): double-strand break repair
Cellular component (GO): nucleus; site of double-strand break
Molecular function (GO): ubiquitin-protein transferase activity; nucleosome binding
Source: RefSeq, a predicted model, not a curated record